Messenger RNA from Candidula unifasciata, 2661 nucleotides. Lineage: Eukaryota; Metazoa; Mollusca; Gastropoda; Stylommatophora; Geomitridae. The record is from the annotation of a GenBank genome assembly.
AUGGCUGAUAAUGAAACAUCAUCUGAUGCUGAUCCUUUCUCAACGGCAAGCAGCCCGGGGAGGGUGCGGGAACCAUUGACCUCCAGCCCAGGUCGUGACCUGCCACCUUUUGAAGAUGACUCCGAGUUGAUUGGUGGAGAUGCUGACCCAGAGCAGGAGGAGGAGGAGGGAGAAAAUCUAUUUGGUGAUGACAUUGAAAGAGACUACCAGCCAAUCGCAGAGCUGGACGUCUAUGAAGAUGUUGGCUUGGACACUUCUGAAUAUUCUGAGAUGUCUGUUACCCAGCGUGUCGACGCAGAGAGAGAGAUUCGAGACAGGGAGAGGGAGGAAGGGGUUAGAGCUGGCCGCAUGAGACGAGGACUUCUGUAUGAUGAUUCUGAUGAUGAUGAUGACAGACCAGCCAGAAAAAGACGAAUGGCCGAACGUGCAGCUGAAGGUGUAGCCACAGAAGAGGAUGAGAUGAUAGAGAGUAUUGAAAAUCUGGAGGAUAUGAAAGGUCACACAGUCCGUGAGUGGGUUGCCAUGCUUGGACCAAAGACAGAAAUCAAACACCGUUUCAAGAACUUUCUGAGAACAUACGUCGAUCAGAAGGGUCACAAUGUGUACAGGGAAAAAAUCCGACAAAUGGUUGAAUUGAACAAAGAGAGUUUGGUGAUUGACUACAACAUGCUGGCAUCCAUGGAACAGGUUUUGGCAUAUUUCCUGCCGGAAGCACCUUCAGAGAUGUUGAAUAACCUAGAUGAGGCUGCUAAAGAAGUGGUCUUUAGCAUGUAUCCAAAUUACGAAAGAAUUACAAGGACCAUACAUGUGCGAAUAGCAGACUUACCUUUGAUUGAAGAAAUCAGGUCACUAAGGCAGCUUCAUUUGAACCAGUUGAUCCGCACAAAUGGGGUGGUGACAAGUGUGACAGGUGUACUUCCACAGCUGAGUGUCAUUCGUUACGACUGCAACAAGUGUUCUUUUGUGUUGGGUCCAUUCUAUCAAACACAGAACACAGAAAUCAAGCCUGGAUCUUGCCCCGAGUGUCAGUCCCAGGGGCCAUUUGAGAUUAAUAUGGAACAGACACUCUACAAAAACUAUCAAAGAGUCACCAUUCAGGAAAGCCCAGGAAAAGUACCAGCCGGCCGUCUGCCUCGUUCUAAAGAUGCUAUUCUUCUGGAUGAUCUGGUCGAUACCUGCAAGCCAGGAGAUGAAAUUGAGCUGACUGGUAUUUACCACAACAAUUACGAUGGGUCCCUGAACACAGCAAAUGGUUUCCCAGUGUUUGCAACUGUCAUUCAGGCCAACUAUGUCACCAAGAAGGAUGAUAAAACAGCAGUGGCAUCCCUCACAGAUGAAGAUAUCAAGGCAAUUGUUGCCCUGUCUAAAGAUGAACGGAUUAGUGAAAAGAUCUUUGCCAGCAUGGCUCCAUCUAUUUAUGGCCAUGAAGACAUCAAGAGAGCCAUUGCUCUAGCCAUAUUUGGAGGAGAAGCAAAAAACCCUGGCCUAAAACAUAAGGUGAGAGGUGAUAUCAACAUACUCAUUUGUGGAGACCCUGGCACUGCCAAGAGUCAGUUUCUGAAGUACAUUGAGAAGACCGCACCCAGAGUUGUCUUUGCUACAGGCCAGGGGGCGUCAGCUGUAGGUUUGACAGCUUAUGUUCAGAGGAACCCAGUCACCAGAGAGUGGACUCUGGAAGCCGGGGCUUUGGUACUUGCAGACAAGGGGGUGUGUCUCAUUGAUGAGUUCGACAAGAUGAAUGAUCAAGAUCGAACUAGUAUACAUGAAGCUAUGGAACAGCAAAGUAUCUCUGUGUCCAAGGCCGGCAUUGUCACGUCCCUUCAGGCCAGAUGCACCAUCAUCGCAGCAUCCAACCCGAUAGGAGGUCGGUACGACCCAUCACUAACAUUCUCCGAAAAUGUUGAUUUGACAGAACCAAUUUUGUCCAGAUUUGAUGUUUUAUGCGUUGUACGAGACACAGUAGAUUCUGUCCAGGAUGAACGUUUGGCUAAGUUUGUCGUUGGCAGCCACAUGCGACAUCAUCCUAAUGCAACAGAAGCUGAAGCAGAGCUUCCUCCGAGCCAGUUUGGAGAUUCCAAGUUGGAGCCCAUUCCACAGGAGCUGCUGAAGAAGUACAUUAUGUAUGCCAAGGAGAAGGUCAGACCCAAACUGCAUCAGAUGGACCAGGACAAAGUUGCCAGGAUGUAUUCUGAAUUAAGACGAGAAUCUAUGGCUACUGGCAGCAUUCCUAUCACAGUUCGUCACAUCGAGUCCAUGAUCAGGAUGAGUGAGGCCCAUGCCCGAAUCCACUUGAGAGAUUAUGUGAACGAGGAUGACGUCAAUAUGGCCAUUCGAAUCAUGCUGGAAAGCUUCAUCAGCACCCAGAAAUUCAGUAUCAUGAGGACAAUGCGCAAGACUUUUGGCCGAUAUUUGUCAUUCCGGAAAGACAACAACGAGUUGCUACUUUUCAUCCUUAAACAACUGGUUCAGGACCAAAUGGCCUUCCACAGAAACCGAUACGGAACUGAUUCAGAACAAAUAGAAAUCUCAGAGAAGGAUCUUGCAGAUAAAGCUCGCCAGAUAAACAUCCACAGUUUGACUGCUUUCUACGACAGUGAGCUCUUCCAAGCCAACCACUUCAGACAUGAUGUCAAACGAAAGGUCAUAGUUCACACCUUGUGA